GUUUGCAGGGCGAAACAUACAAAGGCGUUGCCUCGUGUAAACUACAGUGGAGAAAAAAUGCGACACAAGUUUCAGUACUUCCUCUCCAUCUGGCGACGAGUCAAGAGCUAGAGUUUUGAAAAAGUUGAGGGAGAAAUUGAAUGUUGAAGAUGUGAUGUUACAAGAGGAAUUGCUGAUACAAGAAGGCAUUCUCUUUGAUCCUUCAUCAGUAGAAGAGGAGUCAGACAUAGAAGACCUCACCUUACAGGCGAUAUCCUCACUACAAGCCGCCAUGGAAAAGCUUACAGCUACUGUUGAUGAGCUUAAAGGGGAGAAUAGCAUUCUCAAGGCCAAAGUUGAUGCCUCCAUGGAAUCUCUGUUCUACAAGGGAGCAGAGAAUAGAUCGAUUUUUCAAAAUAUGGUUUCAGUGGAUGCUAUGGACUUGCCAUUCCUAAAUGCCUAUCUGGAUUCGUUGGGUUUGCCAAAUUUUAGGAAGGGAAGCAACUUUGCCGCAGCAGCUGCAACUAUACUUCCAGCCACUGCAUCAUCCCUCUGCCCCUUCUCCUUUGGGGUUCAGGUGUCUCAGUUCCUCCGAUUCAAAGCUCGGGCCCUUGAAUUGAUCGCUAAAGGCAGGAAAUUUGAUAAGUACGUCCCAGAUGAAAAUAUUUUUGAGAAGGGAUUGUACAUGUUUGACAUUGGCCAGAAUGAUCUCGCUGGAGCAUUUUAUUCAAAAACAUUGGACCAAAUACUUGCGUCAAUUCCCACAAUUCUUUUAGAACUUGAAAAGGGAAUAAAGAAUCUCUAUGACCAGGGGGCUAGAUAUUUCUGGAUACACAAUACAGGUCCUCUCGGAUGCUUGCCUCAGAAUAUAGCCAAAUUUGGAACUGAUUCAUCAAAGCUUGACGGACUAGGGUGUGUUAGUUCACACAACCAAGCUGCUAAAACCUUUAACCUACAGCUACGUGCUCUCUGUACUAAAUUGCAGGGCCAAUAUCCAGAUUCAAAUGUCACAUACGUUGAUAUCUUCACUAUAAAAUCAAGCCUCAUUGCAAACUAUUCUAGAUACGGAUUUGAACAACCUAUUAUGGCUUGUUGUGGAUACGGAGGUCCACCACUAAACUAUGACAGUCGAGUUUCCUGUGGGGAAACAAAGACCUUCAACGGAACCACAAUUACAGCAAAAGCUUGUAAUGAUAGCAGUGAGUACAUAAGCUGGGAUGGGAUUCAUUACACUGAGACUGCAAAUCAAUAUGUAGCAUCACAAAUUCUCACUGGAAAGUACUCGGACCCUCCUUUCUCAGACAAAAUGCCAUUCCUACUUAAGCUCAAGUUUUAAAUACCCCAUUAUAUUUAUUGUUAUUAUUAUUUGAUUCUUUACGGUAUCGUGAAAGCAAUAGCUGAUUGUAACUUUGAAUGACAGUCAAGCUCUUACUAAUGAAUAUGUUUUAAUGAUUGGUCCCAUUGGCAUGGUAACAUGGUCUGUGUGAUAAUGUUCAAGGAUUGGUAAUUGAACACAUUCAGACUUCAUGGUUCAUUUGUAUGCAUAUACUAUCUAAGAGGGCCUUUUGGGAUACACACAUUUGGUAUAUGCUCUACAUUGUCUUUUUUAAAAUUUCAGUUGUAUACACGGUUAAUGUCAAUAAUAUUGCAGUACGAUGAUAACA
Glycine soja is the source of this 1643-nucleotide messenger RNA. Its product is annotated as GDSL esterase/lipase At1g54790-like. The record is from RefSeq and is a predicted model, not a curated record. The transcript has 7 exons. Bases 155 to 1315 code for a protein of 386 amino acids. Lineage: Eukaryota; Viridiplantae; Streptophyta; Magnoliopsida; Fabales; Fabaceae. Gene Ontology annotation, molecular function: hydrolase activity, acting on ester bonds.